Messenger RNA from Mangifera indica (mango), 783 nucleotides. RefSeq names its product expansin-A7. The transcript is spliced from 2 exons. Lineage: Eukaryota; Viridiplantae; Streptophyta; Magnoliopsida; Sapindales; Anacardiaceae. The record is from RefSeq and is a predicted model, not a curated record. Gene Ontology annotation, biological process: plant-type cell wall organization. Gene Ontology annotation, cellular component: extracellular region. Bases 1 to 783 code for a protein of 260 amino acids.
AUGGCUUCUAAGACAUUAAGCUUUAGCUGGUGCUUGGUGAUAUGUUUAUUAGCGUUACUGGGCAGAUCGAGCGGUGGUGGUCGUUUCAAACCAAGUGCAUGGUCUCUUGCUCAUGCCACCUUCUAUGGUGAUGAUUCUGCAUCUGAGACGAUGGGGGGAGCUUGUGGGUACGGAAACUUGUUCAACAAUGGCUACGGAACAGACACCGCUGCUUUGAGCACGACAUUGUUCAAUGAUGGAUAUGCUUGUGGGACUUGUUACCAGAUAAAAUGUUACCAAUCGACUGCAUGUUAUAAAGACGUGUCUUUCACAACAGUUACAGCCACAAACCUUUGCCCACCAAACUGGGCGGAGGACUCUAACAACGGUGGGUGGUGCAACCCUCCUCGUGCUCAUUUCGACAUGUCGAAGCCUGCUUUUGAGAAGAUUGCGGAGUGGAAGGUCGGCAUCAUCCCCGUCCUCUACCGCCGCGUGCCGUGCAUUCGGAGCGGUGGGCUUCGGUUCCAGUUCCAGGGAAAUGCCUACUGGCUGUUGGUGUAUGUGAUGAAUGUUGGAGGUGGUGGAGACAUUGCCAGUAUGUGGGUUAAGGGAAGCGGAACCGGAUGGAUUAGUAUGAGCCACAACUGGGGGGCUUCGUAUCAAGCUUUUGCAACUCUUGGAGGUCAAUCGCUUUCUUUUAAGGUCACUUCGUAUACAACCAAGCAGACUAUUGUUGCUUAUAAUGUAGCUCCUUCUAACUGGAAUGCAGGGUUGACAUACCAGUCAAAUGUCAACUUCCAUUGA